CAGCUCCUUGGUGUCGCCUGCGAUAGUGCUUCCGCCAAUUUGGCAAUGAUCAAGACGAUGGAGAAGGGUCUUCAGAAGUUCCGGGCAUCUUCCGGACAUGUUGCCUGCUUCGGACAUGUUAUCCAGCUCGUCGGCCGGGGCUUGCUCGACCAGUUCGACCCAGAUAAGAAGAAGCCAGGUGAGGAAGACAACAUUGCCGCAGAGGGGGACGAGGAUGCGGAGGAUGCAGAG
Messenger RNA from Epithele typhae, 231 nucleotides. RefSeq lists its product as uncharacterized. The annotation marks the transcript as partial. The record is from RefSeq and is a predicted model, not a curated record. NCBI's taxonomy places the organism in Eukaryota, Fungi, Basidiomycota, Agaricomycetes, Polyporales, Epitheliaceae. The transcript has a single exon.